Molecule: messenger RNA, 10701 nt
Organism: Phymastichus coffea
Lineage: Eukaryota; Metazoa; Arthropoda; Insecta; Hymenoptera; Eulophidae
Gene: uif
Product: sushi, von Willebrand factor type A, EGF and pentraxin domain-containing protein 1
Exons: 34
Coding region: 1-10701 (3566 amino acids)
Biological process (GO): Notch signaling pathway
Molecular function (GO): Notch binding; calcium ion binding
Source: RefSeq, a predicted model, not a curated record
AUGCUGAUAAGGAAAUCGGCGGCCGUGUGGCUGGCCGUCCUCUUAUGCCAUCUUGGACUAACGGAGUCUCAGGUCUCGGCCACAAGCAUCUUCACCUGUCCGAACGGAUGGGAGCUGAAGGGCAUCCACUGUUACAAAUUCUUCAACAUCAGGCAUUCAUGGGAAAAGGCAGCGGAACUAUGCAGAAGAUACGGCAGCGAGUUGAUGGUGAUCGAGUCGUACGCGGAAAACAACGUGUCGGUCUCGAUGAUCGGCCGUCACUCAGACCGCUAUUGGCUUGGAUUAGCUUCCCUCGACGACUUGAGAACCAACACCCUCGAAUCCGCUGCUGGUAUGCUCGUAUCGCAAUAUGCCGGUUUCUGGGCGACGAGACAGCCGAACCCCCGUGAUGGUGAAUGCGUUGACGUCAAAGUUACAGACGAGCAGCAUCAAUCUUGGGAGCUCACGACCUGCGAGUCGUUGCUUCCUUUCAUGUGUCGUGCCAAUGCCUGUCCGGCAGGCUCGUUUCACUGCUCGAAUGGCAAGUGCAUCAACAAUGCAUUCAAGUGCGACAAGCAGGACGACUGUGGUGAUUAUUCCGAUGAAAUUGACUGUCCAAUAAAUUGUCAAUUUUAUAUGGCAAGUAGUGGUGAUGUUGUUGAAAGUCCGAACUAUCCACAUAAGUACACACCCUUGAGCAACUGCAAGUGGACACUUGAAGGACCACAAGGACAUAAUAUUCUUCUUCAGUUCCAAGAAUUCGAGACAGAGAAGAGCUACGACACAGUACAGAUCCUAGUAGGCGGUCGUACCGAAGAAAAAUCGGUGAACUUAGCAACGCUCUCGGGCAAACAAGAUCUAAGCAAUAAACUAUUUGUCUCGGCGUCGAACUUCAUGAUCGUGAAGUUCAGUACCGAUGGCUCGGUGGAACGUAAAGGUUUCCGUGCCUCAUGGAAGACUGAGCCGCAAACUUGUGGCGGCAUUCUUAGGGCCACGCCUCAGGGCCAAUUACUCACCUCACCAGGCUACCCACAGAACUAUCCUGGUGGACUCGAGUGCCUUUAUAUUAUUCAAGCACAACCAGGAAGAAUCUUAUCGCUCGAGAUCGAAGAUAUGGAUCUGGAAUCAGAACGCGACUACAUCUUGAUAAGGGACGGCGAUACACCAAUGAGCCGACCAAUUGCACGGCUUACUGGCGCCGACGACGACUACCCCAAGAUUAUUAUGUCGACGGGCAGCAACCUCUAUCUUUACUUCAAGACUAACCUCGGAGAUUCGCGUCGUGGCUUUAGCAUACGUUACACUCAAGGAUGCAAAGCUACUAUCGUUGCUCGCAAUGGCACUGUUCAAUCACCAUCAUUCUCCCUCAAUGAUUAUCCCAACAAUCAAGAAUGCUUGUAUCGCAUUAAGAAUCCUAAGGGGGGCCCAUUGUCCUUGAAGUUCGACAGGUUUAUCGUUCACAAGACUGAUUUCGUACAGGUUUACGAUGGACCUAACACUAACGGUUUGAGACUACAUUCUGGUAGUGGAUUCACAACUAGUACACGUCCAAAGAUUACAUUGACAGCCGAGAGCGGAGAGAUGCUGAUUAGAUUUGUCUCUGACGCUCUGCACAGUGAAGUCGGCUGGCAAGCUUCUUUCUCAGCUGAUUGCCCACCACUACAACCAGGUGAAGGAGCAAUGGCAUCAAGUCGCGACACAGCCUUUGGUACCGUAAUCACAUUUUCUUGCCCUCUCGGUCAAGAAUUUGCAACUGGCAAAGCUAAAAUUACUACCGAAUGUCUGGCUGGUGGUAACUGGUCCGUCACGUACAUACCAAAAUGCCAAGAAGUUUAUUGUGGUCCAGUACCACAAAUAGAUAAUGGAUUCUCCAUUGGAUCGACUAACGUUACUUAUCGUGGAAUCGCUACAUACCAAUGUUACGCUGGUUUCGCCUUCCCAACUGGCAGACCUACUGAGAAGAUCUCAUGUUUAGCUGACGGCAUGUGGGAGAAGAAACCUGCUUGCCUUGCGUCUCAGUGUCCACCUCUUCCGGAAGCACCGCAUGCCGAGCUUACUGUAUUAAAUGGUGGCGGAAGAAGCUACGGUACAAUCGUAAGAUUCGAAUGUGAACCUGGUUACGUCAGAAGUGGUCAUCCAGUAAUCCUUUGCAUGAGUAACGGAACUUGGUCUGACAACGUUCCUGUUUGUUCCCGAGCUAAAUGUCCGAUCCCACCAACUAUCAAGAACGGGUUCGUGGUCGACUCUUCGAAAGACUACUUUUUCGGCGACGAGGCUCGUGUACAAUGCAACCGAGGUUAUAAAUUAUCCGGUUCAAACAUAAUCACUUGCGGCACCCAGCAGCGUUUCGAAAACGUACCCACAUGUGAAGACGUCAAUGAGUGCGCUUCAAGCCAAUGCGAUCUCGCCUCAACAGAAUGCAUUAACACACCCGGAGCGUUCACCUGUAAAUGCAAAUCAGGCUUUGCUUCGACAUUGGAAUGUAGACCGAUUGGCGAUUUGGGUAUGAUUAACGGCGGUAUUCCUGAUGAAUCGAUUACCGUAUCCAGCUCCGAAAACGGAUAUACUAAAUCGGGCAUCCGACUGAACAACGGCGAUGGCUGGUGUGGCAAUAGUGUAGAGCCAGGAGCAAACUGGGCCACAAUCGACAUGAAAGCGCCGACCAUAAUACGAGGCUUCAGAACUCAAGUAGUUGCUCGUGCCGAUGGAAAUAUUGCCUUCACUACCGCGGUUCGCAUUCAAUACACCGAUAAUCUGACCGAUAUCUUCAAAGAUUACACAAAUCCCGACGGCACGCCCGUGGAAUUCCGCAUCCUCGAGGCUACACUUUCGGUUCUGAACUUGCCGAUGCCAAUUGAGACGCGAUACAUCAGGUUCCGCAUACAAGACUAUGUGGGAGCUCCCUGCAUGAAACUUGAAAUUAUGGGUUGCACUCGUCUUGAGUGUACAGACAUUAAUGAGUGUGCCACUAACAAUGGCGGCUGUCAUCAGAAAUGUAUCAAUAAUCCUGGCAGCUUCACAUGCUCGUGUAAUACGGGUUAUGAACUUUACAAAGGCAAUGGUACUGCUGGUUUUGCCAUCGCGAAGUCUGAAAACGGCGAACGGGACGGCGAUCUUUAUCAGAGAAAUAAGACUUGCGUAUCAGUCAUGUGUCCUGUUUUGGCUGCUCCUGAAAACGGAAAAAUCUUAUCUACUAAGGCUCAAUAUCAUUUUGGUGAUCUCGUAAAAUUCCAAUGUGACUUUGGAUACGUACUUGCUGGACCUUCUGCUGUACUCUGCACUUCUAGUGGGGUGUGGAACGGCACAACUCCAGAAUGUCAAUAUGCUAAAUGUGUUUCGCUACCGGACGACAAAAAUGAAGGCCUGUCGGUACUUCGAAGUGACGAAACUAGUGUAUUGGUUCCCUUUAAACAAAAUGUUACACUCAAAUGUAAUAAUAACGGACGUUCUCUCCGAAAUACUGCUACGUCUCAUUUCCGACAAUGCGUGUACGAUCCAAAACCAGGUUAUCCAGAUUAUUGGCUCUCUGGAUCACCGCCAGCUUGCCCACGAGCCGAUUGUGGUUUACCAUUACCGACUCCUGGUGCCGAAUACGGACAAUACAUGGACACCAAAUAUCAAUCUUCGUUCUUCUUUGGCUGUCAAGAUACAUUCAAACUCGCAGGACAGACGAAUCGUCAUGAUAACGUAGUCCGUUGUCAGGCCAACGGUAUCUGGGAUUUCGGUAACUUACGUUGCGAAGGACCAGUCUGCGAAGAUCCUGGGAGACCGGCUGACGGUUAUCAAAUUGCUAGAAGCUACGAGCAGAGUUCUGAAGUUCAAUUUGGUUGUUCUCGCCCAGGCUAUAUUUUGAUCAAUCCCAGACCGAUCGUUUGUCUACGAGAACCCGAAUGUAAAGUUGUUAAACCUUUAGGUUUGGCUUCAGGAAAAAUUCCAGAUUCCGCUAUUAAUGCUACCUCUGAAAGACCCAACUAUGAGGCUAAAAAUAUCAGGCUCAACUCGGUUACUGGUUGGUGUGGAAAGCAAGAGGCAUUUACCUACGUUAGUGUUGAUAUGGGCAAAGUAUACAGGAUCAAGGCUAUUUUAGUCAAGGGUGUUGUAACCAAUGACAUAGUGGGUAGACCAACAGAAAUAAGAUUCUUCUACAAGCAAUCCGAGAGCGAAAAUUACGUAGUUUACUUCCCCAAUUUUAAUCUAACGAUGCGUGAUCCUGGAAACUAUGGUGAAUUGGCUAUGAUUACUCUACCAAAAUACGUUCAAGCUAGAUUUGUUAUCCUUGGAAUUGUCAGCUACAUGGAUAACGCUUGUUUGAAAUUCGAAUUAAUGGGCUGUGAUGAACCAGUUGAAGAACCUUUGCUUGGUUAUGAUUACGGAUUUUCACCUUGUGUUGAUAACGAGCCACCAGUUUUCCAAAAUUGCCCACAACAACCGAUCAUGGUACAGAAAGGAUCUGAUGGUGGUUUGCUUCCAGUGAAUUUUACUGAGCCUACAGCUAUUGACAAUAGUGGUAGCAUUGCUAGGCUUGAGAUCAAACCACAAUAUUUCAAGACUCCGAUCAAGAUUUUCGAGGAUACUGUUGUUAAAUAUAUCGCUUAUGAUUACGAUGGCAAUGUAGCUAUUUGUGAGGUCAACAUUACUGUACCAGAUGUGACUCCGCCAAAACUAAGCUGCCCGCAAAGUUAUGUUAUUGAGCUUGUAGACAAGCAGGACAGCUAUUCAGUGAACUUCAACGAGACUCGUCGUAGAAUUAACGCAACCGAUGCAUCUGGUCCUGUCAGAAUAACUUUCAUUCCUGAGCGUGCGAUAAUUCCAAUUGGUGGUUUUGAAAAUGUUACUGUUUAUGCAACCGACUCCAGCGGAAAUAGGGCACAGUGUCAUUUCCAAGUAUCCGUCCAAGCUACUCCUUGCGUCGAUUGGGAAUUAAAGCCUCCAGCAAACGGAGGACUCAAAUGCCUUCCCAGCGAGAAGGGAUUAAAUUGUAUCGCAACUUGCAAAGCUGGAUACCGAUUUACGGACGGUCAGGCUGUUAGGCAAUACUUUUGUGACACUGUAAAACAUUGGGCUCCAAGCUCAGUUGUACCAGACUGUGUUUCUGAAAACACGCAACAAGCCGAUUACCAUGUUAUUGCAUCGGUCAACUACCGAGCUAACGGAGUUGUUCAUCGCUCAUGCCUUCCUCAAUACCAAGACUUACUUUCACAAUACUACUACAAUCUUAACAACAUCUUGACUCAACGUUGUUCUGCUAUCAAUGUACAUAUGAAUGUGUCAUUUGUUCGUUCUGUGCCAACAUUGCUCGAAGAAAACCUUUUGAGGAUGGAUUUCAUUUUGUCGAUUGUACCAGCGGUCCGUCAACCACAACUAUAUGAUCUUUGCGGUUCAACAUUGAAUUUGAUCUUUGAUUUAUCUGUACCUCAAUCCAGUCAAGUCAUUGAACCUCUAUUGAAUGUUUCGGCCAUUGGCAACCAAUGUGUUCCUCUUCGUGCUCUUAAAUCAUCAAUCUCGCGAGGUUUUACUUGUAGUAUCGGUGAAGUACUCAAUAUGGACACCAAUGAUGUUCCACGAUGUUUGCACUGUCCUGCUGGAACUUUUGCUGGCGAAAAGCAGAAACAAUGUACUUCCUGUCCUAAAGGAUUCUACCAAAAUACUGACCGUCAAGGUACUUGCCUUCGCUGUCCAUUUGGAACGUACACCAAAGAAGAAGGUUCAAAAAGCAUCGAUGACUGCAUACCUGUUUGCGGUUAUGGUACCUACUCACCGACAGGUCUUGUUCCUUGCCUGGAAUGCCCACGGAAUAGCUACAGUGGCGAACCUCCUAUCGGUGGUUUUAAAGACUGUCAGACUUGUCCAGCUGGAACUUUCACUUAUCAACCAGCAUCCCCGGGCAAAGACCGCUGCCAAGCUAAAUGUUCUCCUGGAAUGUACUCUGACACAGGACUCGCGCCUUGUGCUCAGUGUCCUAAGGACUUCUUCCAACCUCAGCAUGGUGCAACAACUUGCAUAGAAUGUCCCACAAAUUCGUACACUGAUAAACCCGGGGCUGUUGGUCGAGAAGAAUGCAAACCUGUUCAGUGUACCGAUAAUAUCUGUCAACAUGGUGGACUUUGUGUGCCUAUGGGUCACGGAGUACAAUGCUUCUGUCCAGCCGGUUUCUCGGGUCGACGUUGUGAGAUUGAUAUCGACGAAUGUGCUUCCCAACCUUGUUACAACAGCGCAACUUGUAUCGACUUGCCACAGGGAUACAGAUGCCAGUGUCCUACAGGCUAUUCAGGUAUAAAUUGUCAGGAGGAGAAAUCCGACUGCAAAAAUAACACUUGUCCUGAACGAGCCAUGUGCAAAGACGAACCUGGAUUCAACAAUUACACUUGCUUGUGUAGAUCUGGUUAUACUGGAGUUGAUUGCGAUAUUACGAUUAAUCCUUGCACUACAAACGGCAAUCCGUGUCAUAACGGUGCAUCUUGCGUAGCCUUGCAACAGGGUCGUUAUAAGUGCGAAUGUCUCCCUGGUUGGGAAGGUCAGAGUUGUGAGAUUAAUACCGAUGAUUGUGCUGAACGUCCGUGCCUUCUUGGCGCUAACUGUACCGAUCUUAUCGAUGAUUUCACGUGCGAUUGUCCACCAGGAUUCACAGGAAAACGUUGUCACGAAAAGAUCGACCUUUGUUCCGGCAAUCCUUGCCUGAACGGUGUCUGUGUAGACAAGCUCUUUAGUCACGAAUGUAUUUGUCAUCCUGGAUGGACUGGUGCGGCUUGUGAAAUCAAUAUUAAUGAAUGCGCAAAUAAACCUUGUCGUAAUAAUGGUCAAUGUACCGAUCAGAUCGACGAUUACAUUUGUAACUGUGAACCUGGUUAUACUGGCAAACAAUGUCAACAUACAAUUGACGAUUGUGCUUCUAAUCCUUGCGUCAAUGGCGGUACUUGUAUCGACCAACUCGAAGGAUUUAUCUGCAGAUGCCGACCUGGAUUUGUGGGUUUACAGUGUGAAGCUGAAAUCGAUGAAUGUCUUAGUGAUCCUUGCAGUCCUGUUGGUACUGAACGAUGUGUCGACUUAGAUAAUCAAUUUAUAUGUCAAUGCAGAGAAGGAUUCACCGGAGCUACUUGUGAAACGAAUAUUGAUGACUGCUUAUCUGAUCCUUGUCUCAACGGAGCUACCUGUAGAGAUGAAAUCGGUGGAUUUAAAUGUAUGUGUAAGGAAGGAUGGACUGGUAAUAGGUGCGAACACGAUGUCGGUACUUGCCAGAAUAAACCUUGCCAGAACGAUGCCAACUGUGUCGAUCUUUUCCAGGACUUCUUCUGCGUAUGCCCAUCUGGAACUGAUGGCAAACGUUGCGAGACAGCGCCUGAGCGCUGCAUCGGAAAUCCAUGCAUGCAUAACGGUCGGUGUCAAGAUUUUGGCUCAGGUCUUAACUGCACUUGCCCAGACGAUUACACCGGAAUCGGUUGCCAAUACGAGUAUGAUGCUUGUCAAGCUGGUGCCUGCAAGAACGGUGCAACGUGCAUCGAUAAUGGCAUUGGUUUCACUUGUAUAUGUCCCCACGGAUAUACGGGUAAAACUUGUGAGGAAGAUAUUAUCGAUUGCAAAGAGAACUCCUGUCCGCCAUCGGCUACUUGUAUCGAUCUCACUGGCAAGUUCUUCUGCCAAUGUCCGUUCAAUCUAACUGGUGAUGAUUGCAGAAAAUCAAUUCAAGUCGACUACGAUCUCUACUUCAGUGACCCAACUCGUAGCAGUGCAUCGCAAGUUAUACCAUUCUUUACGGGAGCUAAAAAGAGCUUGACUAUCGCUAUGUGGGUGCAGUUCACUCAGCGUGAUGAAGCUGGAAUCUUCUUCACGCUUUACGCUGUCAGCUCUCCUCAUGUGCCAACAUACCGUAGGCCAAUGCUACAAGCACAUAGUAAUGGAGUUCAAGUAUCCAUCUUCCACGAUCUCCAAGACGUUUAUCUACCAUUCAGAGAAUACGCAACCAUUAAUGAUGGACAAUGGCAUCAUAUCGCUGUCAUUUGGAAUGGUGAAAAUGGUGGUGAAUUGACUCUCAUCACUGAAGGUUUGAUUGCUAGCAAAACUGAAGGAUACGGUAGCGGCAGAAAUUUGCCAUCCUACGCAUGGGCCGUUUUGGGUAAACCACAAAGUGAAAGCCCAAAAGGUUACACCGAAUCCGGCUUCCAAGGUCAUCUUACCAAAGUUCAGAUUUGGGAACGCGCUCUACACGUUACCAACGAGAUUCAAAAACAAGUACGCGAUUGCCGCGCAGAGCCAGUGCUUUAUCCAGGCUUGGUACUUACUUGGUCUGGAUAUGAUGAGAUUAUCGGUGGUGUUGAGCGUAUUGCGCCAUCGCACUGUGGUCAGCGAGUCUGUCCACCAGGUUAUGGUGGUAGCAAGUGCCAACAACUUGAGACUGAUAAGAUUCCACCUAAAGUUGACCAUUGUCCUGGUGAUCUUUGGGUUAUUGCUAAAAAUGGCUCGUCGAUUGUCACUUGGGAUGAACCCAAAUUUAGCGAUAAUGUAGGUGUUGUUAGGAUACAGGAGAAGAGUGGACAUAGAUCUGGUCAAACGCUACUCUGGGGAACUUAUGAUAUUAGUUAUGUGGCAUACGAUCAGGCCGGAAACUCUGCUAGCUGUAACUUCAAGGUUUACGUACUUUACGACUUUUGCCCUGAAUUAUCUGAUCCUGUUGGUGGUACACAACAGUGCAAAGACUGGGGUUCUGGCGGUCAGUUUAAGGUCUGUGAAAUUUCUUGCAAUCCUGGACUGAGAUUCGCUCAAGAAGUACCUAAGUUCUAUACUUGCGGUGCUGAGGGUUUCUGGCGACCAACCAAUGAUCCUGGUUUACCACUUAUUUAUCCUGCUUGUACAAGUGCCACGGCAGCACAAAGGGUGUUCAAGAUCAAGAUGAACUUCCCAACAUCCGUACUUUGUAACGAGGCUGGUCAAGAAGUAUUGAAACAGAAGGUCAGGCGCGCAGUGAACUCGUUAAACAGAGACUGGAAUUUCUGUUCUAAUUCAUUUGAAGGGACUCGCGAAUGUAAAGAUCUGCUUAUUAAUGUCCAAUGCGAUCAUCGUGUGCGAUCAACAAGACAAGCACCCAGUGACGAUCCUGGAACUUAUGCCGCCACUAUCGAUAUUCUUACUGAGCCAAUGAGACAAGCGCGCCAGGGCAGUGAUACCUACGAAGUGGAAAUAUCCUUCCCAGCCAUAAACGAUCCAAUUUUAAACACAAACUCGAACGAGCGAGCGUCAGUGCAAACGUUACUUGAAAAAUUGAUUCUCGAAGAAGAUCAAUUCGACGUGCACGACAUUCUGCCAAACACCGUUCCUGAUCCAGCUUCUCUAGUCCUUGAAUCCGAUUACGCUUGUCCCGUCGGCCAAGUCGUCAUGGCUCCCGAUUGUGUGCCUUGCGCCAUCGGUACUUAUUACGACACGACAACCAAGAAAUGUGAGCUCUGCCCAAUGGGCACAUAUCAGAGCGAGUCCGGGCAAUUAAAGUGCAGUCAAUGUCCCGUCAUAGCUGGCCGGCUGUCAGUUACAAUAGGCCCAGGCGCUCGAAGCGCGGCAGAUUGUAAAGAACGUUGUCCUGCUGGCAAGUACUACGACGACAUGGCAGGACUCUGUCGCAGCUGUGGUCACGGAUUCUACCAACCAGAAGAAGGUAGUUUCUCGUGUCUCAUCUGUGGUCUUGGCAAGACAACUCGUACAGCCGAGGCUGUAUCGCGUGAAGAAUGCCGAGACGAAUGCGGUUCCGGUCAACAAUUGGCUGUCGAAGGCAAGUGCGAACCUUGCCCACGAGGAACGUACAGAAUGCAGGGUGUCCAAGCGGCCUGUCAAUCUUGUCCAUUGGGUAGAACAACGCCGAAUCUGGGAUCGGCUGCGAUUGAAGAAUGCUCGUUACCAGUUUGCGAGCCUGGUAGUCAUCUGAAUGGCACACUCAACCAAUGCAUCGAGUGUAAGAAGGGCACUUAUCAGCCAGAAGCUCAACAGACUUCGUGUAUACCUUGUCCGCCCAAUACCAGUACUAAGGGAUCGGCUGCUGUCAAUAAAGAAGAAUGCACGAAUCCCUGUGAAGUCAAUGGUGAGGAGAUGCAUUGCGAUCCUAACGCUUACUGUUUACUCAACGUCGAGACAAGCGAUUUUAAAUGCCAAUGUAAGCCUGGUUACAAUGGAACUGGCUACGAAUGCGUUGACGUGUGCCUUGGUUUCUGCGAGAACGAAGGCGUCUGUAAAAAGGACUCCAAGGGCGAGCCAUCUUGUAGAUGCAGUGGUAGUUUUACGGGCAAACACUGUGCUGAGAAAUCACCAUUCUUCUAUAUAACUGGUGGUAUUGCCAGUGGCGUCGUGCUCAUUAUCAUUGUUGUGCUGCUCGUUUGGAUGAUUUGCGCGAGAGCGUCGAGGAGGAAAGAGCCAAAGAAGAUGUUAACACCGGCAACGGACCAGAACGGCUCGCAAGUGAACUUCUACUAUGGUGCACCAACACCGUACGCAGAGUCGAUCGCGCCGUCGCAUCACAGCACUUAUGCGCACUAUUACGACGACGAGGAGGACGGUUGGGAAAUGCCCAACUUUUACAAUGAGACUUACAUGAAAGAGAGUUUGCACAAUGGCGGCAAAAUGAAUAGCCUCGCACGAUCGAACGCGAGCAUUUACGGUACGAAAGAUGAUCUUUACGACAGACUGAAACGCCACGCGUACCCCGGAAAGAAAGAUAAGAGUGACAGCGAUAGCGAAGGUCAGUGA